AUGGUUGACGUAUUUAAUGUUCAAGUCUUUUUUGUUGUGUUCAGAGAAGCUUUGGAAGCUGUUAUUGUUGUUUCAGUGCUUUUAGCAUUUGUCAAGCAAUCGAUGGGCUCUUCAGCAAACGGUCCAGAACUAAAGAAAAAGUUGUACCGUCAGAUUUGGCUUGGAGCAGGGCUAGGUGUCCUUAUUUGUAUAAUCAUUGGUGGUGCUUUCAUUGGUACUUUUUAUGGGUUAGGUAAAGAUAUUUGGGGAAAAUCAGAAGAUUUAUGGGAAGGUAUCUUUUGUAUCAUUGCUACUGUCUUGAUUACUGCUAUGGGUAUUCCAAUGUUGAGAAUCAACAAAAUGAAGGAAAAAUGGAGAAUCAAAUUAGCUCAGGCUUUAAUUAAAUCCCCAGAAAAUAAGAAAAAUCGAUUCAAGUUGGGAUAUCUUGGGAAAAAAUAUGCCCUUUUUAUCUUGCCAUUCAUUACUUGUUUGCGUGAAGGUUUGGAAGCUGUUGUUUUCGUAGGAGGGGUAGGUAUUACUAGUCCUGCGUCAUCUUUCCCAAUCCCAGUUAUUGUUGGUAUAAUUUGUGGUCUUGCAGUAGGUGCCUUAUUGUACUACUUUGGUUCCAACAUGUCAAUGCAAAUUUUCUUGAUCAUCUCCACUUGUAUCUUGUACUUGAUUGCUGCUGGUUUGUUCUCCAGAGGUAUUUGGUUUUUUGAGAGUUAUCAAUACAAUAGAAAAACUGGUGGUGAUGCGGCUGAAAAUGGUUCUGGUCCUGGUACAUAUGACAUUGCUAAAUCUGUUUGGCAUGUUAACUGUUGUAACCCAUUGACGGACAAUGGAUGGGAUAUUUUCAAUGCUAUUUUGGGCUGGCAAAAUUCCGCCACUUAUGGUUCCGUCAUUUCUUACAACGUCUACUGGAUCUUCAUCAUUUGUGUUUUGUUAUUAAUGGUAUACGAGGAAAAACACGGUCAUUUGCCAUUUACCAAGAACUUGACUUUGGUCCAAUUGAACCCAAUGUACCACAUCAAAGGUAAGAAGAAGUUAGAAUUAAACAAAGCUGAAAAAGAAGAAUUGUUCACUAAACUUCAACAGCAAAAGUUCGGUGACGUUCAAGAAACUGAUGAAAUCUCAUCAAAUAAAUUAGUCGAAACUCCAGAAAAUAAAUAA
Messenger RNA from Candida dubliniensis CD36, 1149 nucleotides. It is a transcript of the gene FTR2, whose product is annotated as Ftr2p. The record is from RefSeq and is a predicted model, not a curated record. Gene Ontology annotation, biological process: iron ion transmembrane transport. The transcript has a single exon. Bases 1 to 1149 code for a protein of 382 amino acids. NCBI's taxonomy places the organism in Eukaryota, Fungi, Ascomycota, Pichiomycetes, Serinales, Debaryomycetaceae. Gene Ontology annotation, molecular function: ferrous iron transmembrane transporter activity. Gene Ontology annotation, cellular component: plasma membrane; high-affinity iron permease complex.